AAUAGAGACAUGUGAUGUAGGGGAAUUCCAAGAGCUGCAGCUAAAAUUCUUUUAGCAAAGUGCAUGUCAAUUUCACCAUAGUGGUUUUCACAGAUAAAAAUAAGUUUUAAGAAGGAGAAUGGCUGAAUAUAACUACAGGAGGUUUGAAAAACUGGCUGAGUGGCUAGCUCGACGCUCAACCCAGCACGGAUGGAAAGUGUGCUCGGGGGUGGCCUGACUUGGAUUCAAACUCGGGAGCCUUCGCUCCGGAGUCCAGUGCUGAUGCCAUUGCUAUACACAGCAGCGAGAAGAGAGCAUGGCCUGGAUGAAGGGGACCCUUGAAGACGGAUGCUGCCUUCUUGUGGACGAACUCUUGUGGAAGUGCUCAAAGGAUCACAUAGCAGAUGUGCACACAGGAUUUGAAAAUCAGGAAGCAAAGAUGAAUACGGGAAUGUCAGGAAAGUUGAAAACAUCAAAUGAGAAGUGUGAAGCCAAAGGGUUCGAAGUGAAGAACCACUGCUUCUUCAGCACAGUCGGCUGCAGGUUCAAGGGAGGAAGAUCAAAGAUUCAGGAACAUGAAGCUGGAUCUGUCAGACAACACCUUAACCUUCUAAUGAAUCAACUUGCAAAGCUCAGCCAGGCGGCAGCCCUUGCUAACUUGCCACCAGAAAUGUCAAGAACGUUGACGCUGCUGGAAGGAGAAACUGAUAAAGUACAACUGAGGGUCAAAUCUCUUCAAAACGAUCGUCAGAUAAAGGAAAUCUGCAAAGAACUGCAAGAGUUCUGCAAGCGCCUGGAGGCAACAGAGCGGAGUGCAACAAUUGUUGAGACCAAGUUCGCCGCCUUUGAAGAGAAAGUGACAUCUGUGCCAAAGAAGAUUAACGAAUUCUCAAGGACUGUAGCCUCUUUGAGCAGACAGACAGAGAGCAAUGAGCAAGUAUUUACUGAUGUCGAAAAUAAGGUGGCAAUCCUCGAGUCGAGACUGGAUCAAACAGAGCAGGCAAUACAAGGCUGUACUGCAAAAAUCAUGGCACUGGAAACCAUGACGCAUUGCGGCCUGUUCAUCUGGAAAAUCCCACAAAUCAAAAGAAGGCUUCAAGAAGCCAUUGAUGGAAUAAGGCCAUACUUGGAUUCCAGUGAAUUUUACUUCUCCACAUAUAGUUAUAAGAUGUGUCUACGAAUCUACCUGAAUGGCCAUGGAGACACGAAGGGAACACACAUUUCACUUUAUUAUAUUUUACUCAAAGGACAAUAUGAUGCCUUGACUCAGUGGCCUUUUAAAGAAAACGUGAAACUUGCUAUACUAAAUCCAAGGGAUCGACACCAGUCCAUUCUGAAGAUGUGCACUCCAUGUAGCCAGGAUCCAGCUUUACAAAGGCCUGUGGAAAGAAUGAACGCACCGUGUGGUUUCUCCAUGUUUGUGACAGUGUCUGAAUUCAAUCAGUUCAUCUCCGAGUGUGUGGACAAUGAUGAAAUGUUUGUAGGUGCAGAGAUUGUCCCUGCAGGCAGACCACAGGAAUCUAUACAGUAGAUGAGCCAAAUGUUAGGGAGAUGGUUACUAUUUGGCAUUGUGUAAUUUAUACCAUAGGUAGCAUGUGACAUAAAUUCAGUAGCCACUUUAUUAGAUACACCUGUACACCUGACCAUCAAUGUAAAUACCGAAUUAGCCAAUCGGGUGGCAGCAAUUCAAUGCAUAAAAACAUGCAGGCAUGGUCAAGAGGUUCAGACCAAAUAUCAGAAUGGGGAACAAAGGUAAUUUAAGUGACUUUGACCAUGGAAUGAUUGAUAGUAUCGGACAGGGUGGUUUGAGUAUCUCAAAACUGCUGACUUCCUGGGGUUUUUCUCGCACAACACUCAGGAGUUCACAGAGAAUGGUGAGAAGAGAUAUCCAGUGCGCAGAGUUCUGUGGGUGAAAAUGUCUUGUUAAUGAGAGAGGUCAGAGGAGAAUGGCCAGACUGGUUCAAGCUGACAGGAAGGCGGCAGUAACUCAAGUAACCCAGCAUUACAACAGUGGUGUGCAGAAGAGCAUCUCUGAAUGCAGAACCUGUCGAACCUUUACAUGGAUGGGCUACAGCAGCAGAAGACCAUGAAUGUACACUCGGUGGCCACUUUAUUAGAUACAGAUGGUACAUAAUAAAGUGGCCACUGAGUGUAUAAAAUAUAGACCUUUAUCGUUCUUUCUUCUGCACUGAAUUAGUAUCAGAACUUACGUCAUAGGAAAUGAAAUAACUAGACUACAACAGUUUAUGCUCAUAACAGGACCCCCCCCCCCUAACCUUUCUGACGUCAGGGACUAUUUCACUGAGUCCCUGACAGCAACCUAUACCAAUUUCCUCCAUAAUUCCUCCCAAUGACUAUUUCAUUCCUGACAACUUCAAAAGACUAUAGGCGUUUGCACAUGUGACCAGUCACAAAUAUGGUCACAUGUGGAAAAGCUGCUGAAAUUCCAAAAUCUGAAGAUCUCUGACAUCCUAAAUUUUCUGAGCAUUGAUCUGACAUGACAAAUGGAAAAUUCUACGAGGCGCUGAGAAGGCUCCCUGGCUGUGCGCAGGUCCUGCACACUGCUAGCAACUCUAAGAAGAGACCUCGCAAUAUGUAAUGAAAGAACUUAAUGAAAAAUAGGAAAAAUGCUACAUAAAGCCAAAAAAAGAUCUCAGUUGUGUAUCGAAAGAGUAGAUUCAUCAACGGCAGUGUGAACGCACAGUAUGCCGCUUAACGUUUCACUGAUAAUUAAACAAGCACAGAU
Hypanus sabinus (Atlantic stingray) is the source of this 2725-nucleotide messenger RNA. RefSeq names its product TNF receptor-associated factor 1-like. The record is from RefSeq and is a predicted model, not a curated record. Gene Ontology annotation, molecular function: tumor necrosis factor receptor binding; ubiquitin protein ligase binding. The coding region runs from base 296 to 1510 and encodes 404 amino acids. Gene Ontology annotation, cellular component: plasma membrane signaling receptor complex; cytoplasmic side of plasma membrane. NCBI's taxonomy places the organism in Eukaryota, Metazoa, Chordata, Chondrichthyes, Myliobatiformes, Dasyatidae. Gene Ontology annotation, biological process: protein K63-linked ubiquitination; tumor necrosis factor-mediated signaling pathway; positive regulation of JNK cascade. The transcript is spliced from 9 exons.